AACAACUAGCAGCGCUUGAAAGAAAGUGUGUAGUCACCGUGUGUUACCCGGUCUACUGUUAUAUAUUUCAGCACAACAGUCGUAUUUUUCCAAAUAAUUCUUCAUAUUGGUCCCUACUUUUACAUCCGCCAUCAUGUCUAUUAUGUCAUAUAACGGAGGUGCCGUCAUGGCAAUGCGUGGAAAGGAGUGUGUGGCGAUAGCAUCAGACCGGAGGUUUGGCAUCCAGGCGCAGCUGGUUACCACUGACUUCCAGAAGAUCUUCCCUAUGGGAGAGAGACUCUACAUCGGACUGGCAGGCCUUGCCACAGAUGUGCAGACAGUAUCUCAAAGGCUGAAGUUCCGCCUGAACCUGUAUGAGCUGAAAGAAGGUCGUCAGAUCAAGCCAAGGACCUUCAUGAGCAUGGUGUCCAAUCUUCUGUAUGAGAGGAGGUUUGGUCCAUACUACAUUGAGCCAGUGAUUGCUGGUCUGGACCCCAAGACCUUUGAACCCUUCAUCUGCUCUCUUGACCUCAUCGGAUGCCCAAUGGUAACAGAAGACUUUGUUGUGAGUGGUACUUGCUCGGAGCAGAUGUACGGCAUGUGUGAGUCUCUAUGGGAACCUGACAUGAAACCAGAAGACUUAUUUGAGACCAUCUCACAGGCCAUGUUGAAUGCUGUCGACAGAGAUGCAGUGUCUGGAAUGGGAGUCGUUGUUCAUGUCAUUGAGAAGGAUAAGAUAACUACACGCACCCUGAAGGCCAGAAUGGACUAGAAAAAAAAAACGAUCACUGCUGUGUUUCCUCUCCUACAACCUGCUUUUUUUGUAUUGAAAUAGAAUUUCCCUUAUUUCAUUCGUCAUCAAUAAAAAUAAUUGUUCAACAAA
Molecule: messenger RNA, 862 nt
Organism: Danio rerio (zebrafish)
Lineage: Eukaryota; Metazoa; Chordata; Actinopteri; Cypriniformes; Danionidae
Gene: psmb3
Product: proteasome 20S subunit beta 3
Biological process (GO): protein catabolic process; proteasome-mediated ubiquitin-dependent protein catabolic process
Cellular component (GO): proteasome core complex; cytoplasm; nucleus
Source: RefSeq, marked provisional